AUGAAACUUUUACUAUUAUUUUUCUUUACUUUCAUUUAUUGUUGUAUAUUUCAACAAAUUUUACCUAGUAAUGUUCUUCCACAUUUUUUAUUUGGAAAACCAGCUAGAAGUACAUUUUUAGAAUAUGGUGAAAGAAUUCAUUAUGGAAAUAUUUUUGGAAUUGAUUCAUUAGAUAAAUUUGACAAAUUACAAAAUGAUGCUGAUUGUUGCCCAGAUGUUAAAGUAGCUUACUUUAAAAAUAAAAUUGAUCAUUUUAAUCUUAAUGAUACAAGAACAUGGAAUCAGAGAUAUCAAUAUAAUUCUAAACAUUUUGUAAAAAGUAAUACAUCUGAUGUGGUAUUCAUAAUGAUUGGUGGUGAAGGAGCAGCAUCACCAAUAUGGGUACAAAAAGAAACUUAUCAAUAUAUAAAAAUGGCAAUUAAACACUCUGCAUAUAUUUACCAAUUAGAGCAUAGAUUUUUUGGUGAAUCUCAACCUUUUAAAGAUACUGGAAGUAUGGCAUUUGAAAAUUUAAAAUAUCUUACACCUAAACAAGCUCUUGCUGAUUUAGAUAAUUUUAUUAAUUCAUUAAAAAAUAAUUUUACAAAUCCAAGAGUUGUUGUUUUUGGAGGUAGUUAUCCAGGUGGUUUAGCAGCAAUUUAUAGAUUAAAAUAUCCAUCUUCAACUGUUGGUGCGAUUGCUUCAAGUGCAGGAAUAAAUCUUCAAGUUGAUUAUACUGGUUAUUCAUUAGGAAUGGAAGAGACAAUUAAUGCAACUGAUCCAAAUUGUUAUAAUGUUGUAAAUGCUUCAUUUAAUGCUCUUCAACAAGCUACCUUAACAAAAGAUGGUCGUAGUAAAUUAAAUCAACUAUUUAAUCUUCAACCAUCUUUUAAUGAAACUACAUUUACAAAAUUAGAUUUGACAAAUUUCUUGGCAAAUGUUUUUGCCGUUUUUCAAGGAAUUAUUCAAUAUACUUAUGAUGGAAGAGAAAUAGUAACAGAAAAUAAUUAUACUGUUAAAACUUUAUGUGAUUAUAUGACAAGAUUACCAAAUCCUAAUGGUUUUGAUAAUAUUGCUGGUAUAGUAAAAUGGUCAAAUAAAGUAAAUGGAUUACCAUCAAAUGCUCCAUUUUCAAAUAGUUAUAGUGAUAUGAUAAAUGGUUUAAGAAUGACAGAUUACUCUGCUGCAAAAAAUAAUUCUAAUGUUCAAAAUAAUUUAGAAGGUAGAGGAUGGAUGUGGCUUUGUUGUAAUGGAUUAGGUUUCUUUCAAACAACAGAUGAAGGAAGAAAUAUUUUUCAUAGUAUUAUUCCAUUAAACUUUUUUAUUAAUCAAUGUGAAGAUAUUUUUGAUCCAUCAAUUAAUAAUGAUUAUGUACAAAAAGCUGUUCAAAAUCAAAAAGAAUAUUAUGGAGAUGCUGAUACAUAUCAGGGAACAAAUGUUGUCUUACCAAAUGGUGAAUUUGAUCCAUGGAAAAGAGUUGGUGUAUUUAUAAAUGAUACAAAUAAAAAUUUAUAUUCAUUUAUAAUUCCUGGUUCAGCUCAUUGUUCAGAUAUGUAUCCAGAAUAUAAAAAUGAACCUGUAGGAUUAGCAAAUGCUAGAGAAUUUAUUUACAGUCAAGUUGAUUAUUAUUUAAAUUCAUCUCUUCCUCACAAUACAAAACCAUCAACAAAAAGUACUUCUAAAAUUUCACAUACUUUUAUAUCAUCAUUUAUUUCAUUAUUAAUAUUCUUUUUACCAUUUCUUCUUAUAUAA
This is a messenger RNA of Strongyloides ratti, 1731 nucleotides long. Its product is annotated as Peptidase S28 family-containing protein. The coding region runs from base 1 to 1731 and encodes 576 amino acids. Lineage: Eukaryota; Metazoa; Nematoda; Chromadorea; Rhabditida; Strongyloididae. The transcript is spliced from 2 exons. Gene Ontology annotation, molecular function: dipeptidyl-peptidase activity; serine-type exopeptidase activity. The record is from RefSeq and is a predicted model, not a curated record. Gene Ontology annotation, biological process: proteolysis.